CCAUGGUAUCAGUUUUAGCUGAGUUGGCAGCCGUAAAGUACAGACUACCAACUGCAAAAGAAAUCCCCCAUUUCUGUAACUCUCUUACCUUCUACUUUUCUUCCAUUUCCCAAUAAUUACCGGGGAAGAAGAAAGACACAACUCAACAAAAGGCCAACCCUCAUGAACUUCAUUUAUUUCAGAGGGUUGCAGCCUCUUUUCACUCUCCCACGCUAAACAACAAGAACAAACUCGUAUCACGAAGAAAAAUAUUAAUAUUUAGAAACCCUUUUGUGUAACAGGUAUUCAUCAAUUUUUUCGAAAAAAGAAAUUAAUUUUUCUCUCCUGGGUGAUUCUUCCUUUUUCUCCAUCUGAAGUAUUAGAAGCUUACUGAUCUCUUUUCUUCCGCUUACUGGACUUGGAUUCGUUUAAACAUUGACUUGCCUUUAGAAUAGUGGUUGCAGAUCUGUUGAAAGUUUUGGAGUACUACUAGCUUUGCAUGAAUGGGAGCAGUUGUUGUCUGGGAUGCUACAAUAAGCCCAAACUGAUUACCUCAGUGGAUGAUGCACAAAAAGAAUUGAGUGUUCCAGGUCGGACAACAAGGAAACCUAGCAUAUCAGAAGAUUUCUGGACCACCAGCACACUUGAUAUGGACAACAGUGCAGUUCAAUCACAAGGAAGCAUUUCAUCCAUCAGUACAUGCAACCAAACUCUUGAUCCAGGUGCUGCUGGAAGUGCAAAUAGUCCAUUGGAGUUUGUAAAUCACGGUCUUCUUCUCUGGAAUCAAACCAGGCAGCACUGGAUUGGGAAUAAAAGAUCCGAGAACGGUACACAACAGGUUCGAGAACCAAAAUUAAACACUCAUUGCCCCUGCAUGGCUAAAUCAUUCUGGCUUUGCAGUUGGAACGCAACUUACGAAACUUUACUUGGGAGCAACAAGCCAUUUCCGGAACCUAUUCCUCUUCCUGAAAUGGUAGAUUUUCUUGUGGACGUUUGGGAGCAGGAGGGUUUGUAUGACUGAGGAACAAGCAUUUGAACACUGGUUAGAUAUGAAACAAAGCUGAUUUCUAUUGUUGUAAUAUUUUUGUGGGUUGAGCUGGAAUUCUGUGUAUAACAUGUGUAACAGUCUUGUCAUAUGCUCUGACCCUUACCCUUUUCUUUUUUCCCACAUGUCAGGCCAUUUUACAUUAAUGAAAACACUAUUGACUGCCUCCAUUUUUAGAGGCAUGCAGCAAA
This is a messenger RNA of Carica papaya (papaya), 1215 nucleotides long. RefSeq lists its product as uncharacterized. The record is from RefSeq and is a predicted model, not a curated record. Lineage: Eukaryota; Viridiplantae; Streptophyta; Magnoliopsida; Brassicales; Caricaceae.